ACUUACACUGUGGCACGCCGGCAAACCUGAAAACAUAACACAUGCCCAAUAUUUACAGUCUAUGCACAUGCCGCAUCAGCCGCUGACUUAACUGCACCAUGAAUUAGACAGUUUAAUCGUUAUUAUGAGAUAACUUUCUUUCAUCAGACACGUUUAGUUUUUACAAUGUCGGACGUGUCAGAGAAACCUCUUCAGAACUGGAUCCUUCUGCAUCCCACCUAUCUGCAAAUGCAAAAACUCGAGGUGGAGGACAAAGAACAGAUUCAUGCAGCUUUCCUGGUGUACAUGGAUCUGACUGAGGGUGGUGCGUGGUGGAAAGAAGUGUCUUGUGUCAAGAGUCUUGAGCUACAGCUGGUUUUACUGGAGGGGAGGGAAAAAGAAGGAGCACCUAUACAGACAGUUCUACCUCUGCCUGUUCACCGAUCUCUGACCCACAAAAGCAUACGACAGGUGCUGGACAGAGGCUACUCCAUGCUGCUGUGUGCUGUAGCUUCUGACUCCACUCUGGUCUACCAGAGGAUGACUGACGGGCUGGUGACCCCUGACCCUCCUGUUGGACCCUUUCAGGAUGCUGGACGCCGGCAGCAUCGCAAGAGAAGGCAGCAACACUGAGCAGCUGGACUGAGGCGACACCUUGGUGUUGUCUGUGAAUCAUAGAGGAACAGAACGGGUCAGGCAGAUCCACAGUCUGUCUGUGUCUGUCUCUGUAAGCCACACUGUAAAAAGGUUUGGCUGCGCUGAUUUAACAUGGCAGCAGGAGCAAACGGACAGAACCAUAGAGCUCCCUGGAAAACAACGCUGGCUUCAUCCAACCAGAGAAGAGUUAUUCUCAAACCCUAGAGCUUUUUGCGUCUUAACUGGGACGUAGAGAGAUUUGAUUUUGUUUUCAAAUGACAUGAAGAGUUAGUUAUGAUGUAAAUUACCAAGAGAAAAUUAUGAUUCUGUGUAUAAGUACAUCUUUUCAUCCGUUUCCCUGACCUCUGGUCUUCUGACCUCUCUGAUUGUGACAGUUCUGACAUGAAAACACACACUUACCAGUUCAAGUCGAGCCUUUCACAGAAUCCCAGUGCAUCUACUUACAGUCUUCGUAUUAAUGUUUGAGGUAGCUGCAGGAAAUGAAUUAUUGUAAGUCUGUAAAAAUAAAUGAAAAUAUAAUGAGAUACAUAUUUAUAUCAUUAAGUUAUAUUUUAUCCAAACAGCUCUCAUAAGGAUCUCUCAAAUUGUGCCAAAAUUGUCAAGUUUGGGAUGUAAAAACUGUUUUGUUUCAUAUGAUUUUCUAAACAACAGAAAAACCUUAUUUUGAAAGAGCCAUUGACGGACGUGACUAAAGUCAGCCGCUGCACCAGAAACCAGGUGAAGAAUUUGAAUACUAACAUCAUGUUUGAUAAAUUAAGCUUCAGGUGAAGAUGAAAUGUCACUUAGAUUCUGUCAAAAGUGACAUUUAUUUUAUUUUAUUUUGAAGUCACCAUUUUAAAUAGUUGGAGAUUUCGAUAAAUACUCUCUCCAGUCCUGGUUGAUCGCAUGCAUGUGCAGCUUAGAGGGUAAGCUCAGCUUUGUGUAGAUGUAUUACACCAUGAAGUCAUUAGGACUUGUUGAAUGUUUGAUCUGCGUUGAGUUAGCUUACUUUGUGUUGCAAUAAGCUAGCCAAGUCAAAUCACUCUUAUCUCGCCUGCUCUGUUUGUUAACUUUUCCAUCCAAAUCUCUUCAUCUCUCUCAGUAAUCUGUCAUUUAUUCUCUAGUGAUGUUUUACUAAUGGAGAAUAAAUGUAUUAGUGGUCUUUGG
This is a messenger RNA of Labrus bergylta (ballan wrasse), 1782 nucleotides long. The record is from RefSeq and is a predicted model, not a curated record. Lineage: Eukaryota; Metazoa; Chordata; Actinopteri; Labriformes; Labridae.